AUGUCAAGACAAAUCAGGAAUCCAGCCAUUCAGAGCGCUCUUCCCAAUGCACUCAAGAAUGUCUGUUUAUUCAUUCAUCUUCAUGUAUUAUUUUCUUGUCUAGGUAAUUUUUGUAGGUCUCCAAUAGCAGAGGCUGUCUUUGCUGAUCUUGUACAAAAAAGGGGCGUAUCUCACGAAUGGUUGAUAGACAGUGCGGGGAUAUCAGAUUGGCAUGCAGGAGAACGACAAGACAGUCGUGGAGCUUCAGUACUCAAACAUCACAAUAUCAAAACAGACCAUAUAGGAAGGAUUAUGAGAAAACAAGAUUUUCUGAAGUUUGAUUAUAUUUUUGGAAUGGACAAUGACAAUGUUUGGACCUUAGAUAGUAUGAAACCUAAAUCAUCAAAAGCGAAAAUAGAACUCUUGGGUUCUUAUGAUCCGGAUGGUGAUGACAUCAUUGAAGAUUGUUAUUAUGGCGAUGUAUCAACUUUUGAAUCAGUCUACCAGAAAUGUAGGAGAUCAUGCGAAGCAUUUCUCAAUGGUAUUUACAAAUCAUAGCAGUGGUUUUUUAUUGCAAUUCUUGCCAAUCAGGUUUAGAAAUUACUACAGAUUGAGACAACUAUACCAUGUGACCCUGAAAUCAACAAAUUGUCUAUUACAAACUAUACAAUUGAAUUGACAAUGACCAUUGGUGUACAUUUGUAUAAUUUCAUACUAUUGUAAGCUAUUAUUUUUAACACAAGGCAUCAUGGACAGUUGUUGAAUUUACUUUGUUAGGUUUCAAAAAAAAUGCAUUGUUUCUGGUUCUGAGAUGUUCAGUGGAAUCAAGGCAUACGGUAUAUACAAG
Messenger RNA from Saccoglossus kowalevskii, 826 nucleotides. RefSeq names its product low molecular weight phosphotyrosine protein phosphatase-like. Gene Ontology annotation, cellular component: cytoplasm. The record is from RefSeq and is a predicted model, not a curated record. Gene Ontology annotation, biological process: protein dephosphorylation. Gene Ontology annotation, molecular function: acid phosphatase activity; non-membrane spanning protein tyrosine phosphatase activity. Lineage: Eukaryota; Metazoa; Hemichordata; Enteropneusta; Harrimaniidae.